Amoebophrya sp. A120 is the source of this 914-nucleotide messenger RNA. The record is from the annotation of a GenBank genome assembly. Lineage: Eukaryota; Dinophyceae; Syndiniales; Amoebophryaceae.
AGAGUUCCGUGAACGGUAUGCUGCUCCUCUGGGUCUGCGGCUUCGCGCUGUGCUGCUGCUGCUACUGUCUCGCCCGCCCGCUGACGGAGCUUGGAAUGCGGUGCUGCACCACUGGUUUGCGCAAACUGUUGCGGAAGUGCCGCAGGACGGCGAAACGCGUGCAGAAAUCCGUCGACACAGACGCGGAAGUCGCACGAUGUGUAAAGGAGCUAAAGAGGAGGGAACGAGAAAUCGCCGAGAGGAUCGAGGAGCGUGCAGUUGGGCCCUUUGUUCACAGCUACGGAAGGAUAGAGGAGAUUGUUCGAGACGACGACAUCGAAGCGGCCUUCUCGGAGCGCGUACGAAAACUGGCUAUGGAACGAUAUCUAGACGAUCUUCAGUGGCACGACAUUACGCCCCGCGGGGCCGAAAAACGCUGCGCAUGCUGUCCUGCUGACAAUAAUCUAUACGACUGCCGGCGCAACGUAUUUUUGACAGCUAGCAGAGACUGCUUCAUUCCGUUCUUAUCCGCCACGCUACGCAACUAUUUGCUGUUUAUCCGGAGGUUCUGCAAGUGCGUUGCCUGUUUCUGCAGUUGCGGUGGCCAGUUUCCGGACCUUUGUUGCACGAACAUCGACUACUGCGGCUCAGUGAUUGGUUCCACGCCCCCCGCGCUCCUGCCUUCACCAACGGGGGACAUCGUUUCGCAGGACGAGGCACGGAAGAUCUUUGCAAAACUGAUUUGCGAAAGCCACGAUGGACACAUAUCAAGAGCACCAAUGGACUUGAAUAGCGGUGGGGACGAGGAGGGGGAAAGCGAAGACGUCGAGUCAUCAACAACCACUUCAGCUGACGACCCUGACAGCGAAACAAGCAGGAUAAGAACAUCAGAUGAAAGUGGAGCACAAGAAGUACCGAUUGCUGCUGCCGAGGGC